CCCCCCCUCCGCCAAUCCGACGCGUCACGUCCAUCCCAUCUAUUCUUCAUCCAUCGCUCAUCGAGUCGGGUUCAUCUCAUCUCAUCUUUUUUCACUUCUUUCGUCUAUCUAUCUUGACAAUAUGACUGGACGCGGCAAAGGAGGCAAGGGUCUCGGCAAAGGCGGAGCCAAACGUCACCGCAAGAUCCUCCGCGACAACAUCCAGGGCAUCACCAAGCCUGCCAUCCGGCGUCUGGCGCGCCGUGGCGGUGUCAAGCGUAUCUCGGCCAUGAUCUACGAGGAGACCCGCGGUGUGCUCAAGUCCUUCCUGGAGAGCGUCAUCCGCGACGCGGUCACCUACACCGAACACGCCAAGCGCAAGACCGUCACCUCCCUCGACGUCGUGUAUGCCCUUAAGCGCCAGGGCCGUACCCUCUACGGUUUCGGUGGUUAGAUUCAUGUUUUCUUCUCCUCAUCGAACUGGUCUACAUACAAGCUUGGACAGGAUAUUAGGCUUGGCUUUUUUUCUUUUGAGGGGUUUUUUUUUAUCUUCUACGCUGGAUCGUUAUGCUUCAUGGUUGGGACGGAUGGUGUUAGGC
Penicilliopsis zonata CBS 506.65 is the source of this 578-nucleotide messenger RNA. RefSeq lists its product as hypothetical. The record is from RefSeq and is a predicted model, not a curated record. Gene Ontology annotation, molecular function: structural constituent of chromatin; DNA binding; protein heterodimerization activity. NCBI's taxonomy places the organism in Eukaryota, Fungi, Ascomycota, Eurotiomycetes, Eurotiales, Aspergillaceae. Gene Ontology annotation, biological process: nucleosome assembly. The coding region runs from base 122 to 433 and encodes 103 amino acids. Gene Ontology annotation, cellular component: nucleosome. The transcript has 2 exons.